Spea bombifrons (plains spadefoot toad) is the source of this 1802-nucleotide messenger RNA. RefSeq names its product acidic nuclear phosphoprotein 32 family member B (gene ANP32B). Gene Ontology annotation, biological process: regulation of apoptotic process. The transcript has 7 exons. NCBI's taxonomy places the organism in Eukaryota, Metazoa, Chordata, Amphibia, Anura, Pelobatidae. Gene Ontology annotation, molecular function: histone binding. Gene Ontology annotation, cellular component: nucleus. Bases 303 to 1109 code for a protein of 268 amino acids. The record is from RefSeq and is a predicted model, not a curated record.
UCGCUCUUGCGAGUAACUUGGCGUUAGGUCUGAGCAGCUACCACACGUUUCUUAUACAGAGAGAGCGCUCAGAUUUUCUCCCUCCAUUAAGGACACCUCGGGCUGCUCUUUUUGCAAGCAGAGCACUGUGUAAGCUCCAACCCCCUCCCUUGCAAACUUUUAUUUCUCUGCUAGAUAACCUAGAGAGUGGAGGGGGGGAAUUAAAAAGCAAUCCAGGAGGGGGGGAGAGAAAUCUUACAUAGACCGGUACACGGAGAGACCGUGGGGGGAAAGCACGACAAAAAAAAAGAAACACCGAGAAGAUGGACAUGAAAAAAAGAAUUCACCUGGAGCUGAGGAACAGGACGCCGUCUGAUGUACGAGAGUUGGUUUUGGACAACUGCAGAGCACAUGAAGGCAAAAUCGAGGGACUAACAGCUGAGUUCAUCAAUCUAGAGUUCCUAAGCCUAAUAAAUGUGUUAUUGAUGUCUGUUUCAAAUCUUCCCAAGCUCCCAAAGUUAAAAAAGCUUGAGCUGAGUGAUAACAGAAUUUCUGGAGGUCUGGAUGUUCUAGCAGAAAAACUACCCAACCUGACACAUCUAAAUCUCAGUGGAAACAAAUUAAAAGACAUUAGCACCUUGGAACCGCUGAAAAAGCUAGAGAAUCUGAAGAGCCUCGACCUGUUUAACUGUGAAGUAACAAACCUGAACGACUACAGAGAAAGUGUGUUUAAACUCCUUCCGCAACUCACUUACCUGGAUGGAUAUGACCGAGAAGACAAGGAGGCCCCAGACUCUGAUGCAGAGGCUGAUGGAGAUGGUGUUGAUGAAGAGGAGGAAGAUGAAGAGGGAGAGGAGGAGGACGAGGAAGAUGAAGAAGAGGAGGGUGAAGAGGAAGAAGACGUAGAUGAGGAAGAAGAUGAAGACGAUGAUGAGGAGGAGGUUGGGGAAGAAGAUGAUGAAGAGGAUGCCAGUGGAGAUGAGGAAGAGGAUUUUGGUCAUGAUGGAGAAGUAGAUGAAGAAGACGAAGAUGACGAAGAGGAGGACGAUGAUGAAGAAGAUGAAGAAACUGGAAAGGGAGAGAAAAGAAAGAGAGAUACAGAUGAUGAUGGUGAUGAAGAGGAUGAAUAAGAUGGACAAAUGGAGAUUUCAAAAAAAAAAAAAGAGAAAAAAAGGACCUUAAUGGAUAAUACAGUAUUGAUUGAACUGACCCACCCAUGGAUUUCUGAUAAGCAAGUUGACACGCAGAUUGCAAGCGUCGUAGCAAUUAAAACAUAACAGGCCCCCAUCCCUGAACACCCAAAGAGCCAAAGAGUUGUUACUGUGACAUUCCUACAGCCAAUAACCCCCUCUGGAAGCUUACAACGUGGUUUAUACUUAAGUUUCAAAAAGGCAAAAAAAAAAAUUAAAUAUAUAUAUAUAUGUAUAUGGAUAAAGUAUAUACAAAGCUUUCGGCUAAACAGACCGGGACAGUGCUCUUGCUGUUCUGGUGGGGUUCUCAAGGGUUUUUCAAGUUAGAACGCUGAGGGUGUGAAUAGUGAGUCAUGAAUGUCAAUGGCUACCCGUUAAGCUGAGGUUGGAGCACCAUUUUUACUUUCUGUACAACAACGGAAAAAUAGAAAAAAAAAAAAAAAAAAACCUUUGUAAAUAAAAUCUUAACAUUUUUGGUCUGUUUUUCAUGCUCUGCUUUUUUUCCUUUUUUUCUUUUUUUUUUUUUUUCUAACAGUUUAAUAUUUUUUACAGUAGGAUGUUUUUGCGACAACUGCAGAUUAAAAAGUAUUUUUUAAGAACCUGAGUGAAAUAAACAUGUUACUAUUUGGUAAA